Messenger RNA from Aspergillus welwitschiae, 1638 nucleotides. Its product is annotated as putative acyl-CoA dehydrogenase. Gene Ontology annotation, molecular function: oxidoreductase activity, acting on the CH-CH group of donors; flavin adenine dinucleotide binding. The record is from RefSeq and is a predicted model, not a curated record. Bases 1 to 1638 code for a protein of 545 amino acids. The transcript has 5 exons. Lineage: Eukaryota; Fungi; Ascomycota; Eurotiomycetes; Eurotiales; Aspergillaceae.
AUGGCCAAGACUUUCACAAAAGGCGACGUAGCGUCGCACAAUAAGGCCGAUAACCUCUGGGUGGUUAUCGAUGAGGAUGUUUACGACUUGACCAAGUUUCAAGAUGAACAUCCAGGCGGAAAGAAGAUCCUUCAGCGUGUUGCCGGAAAAGACGCCUCGAAGCAGUUUUGGAAAUACCACAACGAGGGGAUCCUAAAGAAGUACAAGGGAAACUUGCAGAUUGGUUCCCUGGAUUCCAAGAAAGCCGCAGCUCCCGAACCACCUGCUUCUUCUACUCCUGCAUCACAGCCUUCUAAGCCUUUGGCGGCACCAGUUGACGUUGCUUCGGCGAAGUCGUCCGAGACUCAGGAUCCUUUUGGAGAAUUGAUUCCUUUUGCGGACCCGGCGUGGUACCAAGGUUACCACUCGCCCUACUUCAACCAGACUCACUCGGCGCUCCGCGAGGAGAUCCGCCAGUGGGUUGACUCUGAGAUCGAGCCGUAUGUGACCGAAUGGGACGAGGCAAAGAAGGUCCCCGACCAUAUCUAUAAGCAGAUGGGCGAAAGGGGAUACCUGGCUGGUCUUCUGGGUAUGAAGAAGUACCCUGUCGACUAUACUCCGCACCGAGUUCAGUCCGUCGCGCCAGAGAACUGGGACCUGUUCCAUGAGAUGCUCCUCACUGAUGAGCUGUCGCGGGUCGGCAGCGGUGGCCUGGUAUGGAACCUCAUCGGCGGAUUUGGCAUUGGUUGUCCGCCGCUGGUUAAGUUUGGAAAGAAGCCCCUUGUGGACAGGAUUCUGCCCGGUAUCCUGGCUGGCGACAAGCGCAUUUGUCUGGCCAUCACCGAGCCGGAUGCGGGUAGUGAUGUUGCUAACCUAACCUGCGAGGCUAAACUAUCGCCCGACGGCAAGCAUUACAUCGUUAACGGUGAGAAGAAGUGGAUCACCAACGGUGUCUGGUCGGAUUACUUCACCACUGCGGUGCGCACUGGUGACGCCGGUAUGAACGGUGUCAGUGUACUCCUCAUUGAGAGGGAUAUGGGCGGUGUCAGCACCCGACGCAUGGACUGCCAGGGUGUCUGGAGCAGUGGUACCACCUAUAUCACCUUUGAGGAUGUCAAGGUUCCAGUUGAGAACCUCAUCGGCAAGGAGAACCAAGGAUUCAAGGUCAUCAUGACCAACUUCAAUCACGAGCGUAUUGGCAUUGUGAUCCAGUGUGUCCGGUUCGCCCGGGUGUGUUAUGAAGAGUCGAUGAAGUAUGCCCACAAGCGCCGCACCUUCGGCAAGAGGCUCAUCGACCAUCCGGUGAUUCGGAUGAAGCUGGCGCACAUGGCCCGUCAGAUCGAGGCAACAUACAACUGGCUGGAGAACAUCAUCUACCAGUGCCAGUCGAUGGACGAGACUGAAGCCAUGCUCAAGUUGGGUGGCGCCAUUGCCGGUCUGAAGGCGCAAUCCACCACCACUUUCGAGUUCUGUGCCCGUGAGGCCAGUCAGAUCUUUGGUGGUCUCAGUUAUAGCCGUGGUGGUCAAGGUGGUAAGAUUGAGAGGUUGUACCGUGAUGUUCGGGCCUACGCGAUCCCUGGUGGAAGCGAGGAAAUCAUGUUGGAUCUCAGCAUGCGUCAGAGCUUGCGCGUGCAUCAAAUGUUUGGACUGAAGCUCUGA